AUGGAGAGACCCGCCGUAACCCUGCACUGGGAAGCAACCACGACACCGACCCAGUUCUCGGGGAGCCCGGGCUCACAGCGCAACACGCCCAGGUUUAGACGCUCCAAGACCGGCUGCAGGACAUGCCGUCUUCGCCGCAAGAAGUGCGGAGAACAGCGGCCCGUCUGCGAAGGCUGCCGGCGGAACCAUCUCUUGUGCUCAUGGCCAGGGAGGCCGGCACCGGAGGAGGAGAGCGGGGUCCCUGACGGCCCAGGCAUGCACGCACUGGCUGCCAUUGCCGCCCGGCCGGGGCCCCGGCAGACCGCCGCCCCGGCAUCGAUGGCUAGCCUGCCGACGGUUUCCAACUUUGUCCACCGAUGGAACGAGAUUGGAAGCCUCGACGAGGUUGGCAAGGCCAAGGUCCUGCUGCAGCAUUACAUCUGCUCCACCGCCUCCCGCUUGACCACUGGCAAGGGCAACAACCCGUAUCUCAGCCUCGUCCUCCCUUUCGCCGAGCAGCACUGGGACAUUCUGCAUGCCCUUCUAGCCAUCAGCGCGUCCCAUCUGUCAUAUACCGACCCUGCAUACGCCUAUCCCACAAAGUCGCACUACGCGGUGGCCCUCAGAGCCGCCAAGAACCAUGUGACGACCGUCGGCCGCGGACAACACGAUGAGGCGAUUCGCCUCCUUGUGCUCCUCGUCCUCCUCUGCCACUUUGAGGUGGUUGAUGGAGAUAUGCGCGGCGCUAUCCAGUUUCACCUUGCGGCGUGCAGGCACCUUUUGCAGCUCGUCUAUGACUCUCUUCACCUGCAAAACAAAGACAUUGUUGCUUUCAUUGCAGAGCAAUAUCUGUAUUUCAACGCUGUUGCUUACAACGUAAGACUCGAUGAGACAGGCCUCGCUUCGAUCGUACCGGCCACAGAGGACCUAGACCAGGACGAAUUCUACCCGCUGCUCAGCGGCUCCAGCGUCUCCGGGUUCCUCUUUGGUACAUCUGUGGACCUCUUCCGCCUGAUACCCAGCGUAGUACAUCUGGGGAGAUGCCCCCAAUCAGACCCAGCAGCCUCCCGACAGGACGAUAUUGCCCUGAGACAGGCGUUCCGCAGCUUGGAGAUGUGCAUUCUGGCAUGGAGUCCGGACACGCUGGAAAGCCGCUUCCUAGCGCCCAAAGGCGUAGAGACACAACCGAUGGACCACAGGGGAGGGCUGAUUCUACAACGUGCCCUCCUCAUUCUCCUCCGAGUAGCUCUUCACGGGCCCGGGCGUCCGGGUGGUCGCCUCCUUGGCGAGGUGAACGAUUUGAUUGGCAACUUCAUGGCAUGUUUGCGAAGAAUCCCACUGAAUAGUUUGACUUGGACCAAUCUGCUUUGGGCAAUCCUGACUGCGGGAUCCUGCCUGCAGGCGGCCGAGGAUCGAGAGUAUCUGAGGAGCACCAUGGGGGCUCAAGGACACAAGAUGCAUACACUAUCGAGCGUGCUGCAAAUUCUCAGCUGGGUAUGGGAAGCCUCUGACUCGGACCUAACCUUUUACGGACCUUACGGCAUUGCGAAGGCAUGUGCGAGGCAUAAUGUUCAGAUUAGCAUGGGUUGACGAGAUUCUGACGAGACAACACGUUGACAGUUAUCUAAUGACUCGUUGAUAUUCAUAGCAAACCGUUCACGUCUUCUAUAGGCGGGCUAAGUCG
Molecule: messenger RNA, 1663 nt
Organism: Microdochium trichocladiopsis
Lineage: Eukaryota; Fungi; Ascomycota; Sordariomycetes; Xylariales; Microdochiaceae
Product: fungal-specific transcription factor domain-containing protein
Exons: 2
Coding region: 1-1569 (522 amino acids)
Biological process (GO): positive regulation of transcription by RNA polymerase II
Cellular component (GO): nucleus
Molecular function (GO): transcription cis-regulatory region binding; DNA-binding transcription factor activity, RNA polymerase II-specific; zinc ion binding
Source: RefSeq, a predicted model, not a curated record